AUGGCUUCUUCUAGUCCUGCCGCCUUAUCCCUUGGGCCGCUGAGGGACGAACUUAGACUCAGGCUGUCGAGCUCAGCUUCGAUCACAGCUUCGACUGAUGUAGACGAGAGGCUAUAUAAUACGCGGUGGAGUGAGUACAACGCUCCCACGCCCGGGGUGGUUGUCACCCCGGACACUGAGGAGGAUGUGGCCAUCACCGUUCAAUAUUGUAUGUCCCAUGGAAUCCCUUUCCUAGCCCAGGCUGGAGGACACGGAUGGUCGAGCACUUUUGACCUGCACCGCAAUGGGGUCGUCAUCAACCUCAGACGGCUGAACGCUGUCACCUUCAACGGCGACGGCACAGAGGCCACCAUUGGCGGCGGUGCCGUCAUCUCUGAUGUGAUGGAGGCCGCCUCGCAGAAGGGUUCUCUCGUGCUCACAGGCAACUGCAACAGUGUCGGCGCCCUGGGUGCUGUCCUGGGUGGCGGAUAUGGCUACCUGACGGGCCUUCAGGGAGUCGGCGUGGACAAUAUCGUAUCCCUCACGGCCGUCUCUGGCAAAGGCACCCUGAAGACUGUCACUGCCGAGAGCGACCCUGAUCUCUUCUGGGCUCUGCGUGGCGCAGCCCCCAAUUUUGGUAUCGUCACUUCGGCGGUGAUGAAGGCGUACCCAGUAGCGGCCUCUGGCCAGUAUGCCUGGCUGGGCUCCCUUGUCUAUGCAGCAGACAAGGUCGAGGCGGUCGUCAGGGCAGUUAGCACGCUCCCCUUGACGCCGAGGAUGAAUGUCUUCUUCUACUUCUUGACCUCUGGCGCCCCGGACUACACGCCAAUGGUGGCUGCCACCCCUUGGUACUACGGCACCGAAGCUGAAGGACGGGCUGCCUUUGCCUCUCUCAUCGACAUCGGCCCUCUAGCUGACACAACGAAGGUGAUGCACUACCCUCGGUGGAACGACGGCGCUGAGCCUUUCUGUACCAACGGAGGCUACAAGCCGUCAUACGGCGUCGGACUCUCUACGAUUGUGCCCGAAACGUGGAUGAAGGUCUGGGACGAGUAUGUUUCUUGGGUCUCCAUGAGUGGCACUGGAAGCAGUAUUGUACUGCUGGAGGCAUACUGUCUCGACAAGGCUCGGUCUCUCCCCAGCGAUUCCUCUGCGUUUCCAUGGCGAAACGAGAUCUGCGUCAAUGCCAUUGUGAUUCCUUGGUACUCCGACAAGGCCUUAGAGGCGGAUGCCUUGUCGCUAGGCCAACGUCUCCGUCGUCUCCUGCAGUCCACCGAUGGACUUGGAUCUCGAGCUACAUAUAUAAACUUUGCUCAUGGUGAUGAGGACCCUGCAGAGGUAUAUGGCCCGCAUCUUCCGCGUCUACGAGAGAUCAAGGCCAGAGAAGAUCCGGACAACUAUUUCUGCCACUGGUUUGGCAUUAGCCGGGUAGAUUCUUAA
Microsporum canis CBS 113480 is the source of this 1419-nucleotide messenger RNA. Its product is annotated as FAD binding domain-containing protein. NCBI's taxonomy places the organism in Eukaryota, Fungi, Ascomycota, Eurotiomycetes, Onygenales, Arthrodermataceae. The coding region runs from base 1 to 1419 and encodes 472 amino acids. The record is from RefSeq and is a predicted model, not a curated record. Gene Ontology annotation, molecular function: FAD binding; oxidoreductase activity. The transcript has 3 exons.